Messenger RNA from Helianthus annuus (common sunflower), 3037 nucleotides. Its product is annotated as mechanosensitive ion channel protein 10. Gene Ontology annotation, molecular function: mechanosensitive monoatomic ion channel activity. The coding region runs from base 366 to 2630 and encodes 754 amino acids. NCBI's taxonomy places the organism in Eukaryota, Viridiplantae, Streptophyta, Magnoliopsida, Asterales, Asteraceae. The record is from RefSeq and is a predicted model, not a curated record. The transcript has 7 exons. Gene Ontology annotation, cellular component: plasma membrane. Gene Ontology annotation, biological process: detection of mechanical stimulus; monoatomic anion transport; transmembrane transport.
UCUCCUUUUAAAAAGUGUAGCAAUAUUCCCUCUCCUCCGGUCACCGGAAUCGUCGCCGGAAUCUUCUCCGGUCACUCUGUUACACAAUAAUCUUCAUCAGUUGAAUACUUAACAUCAAAUACAGUUUUCUAGAAGGAAAAACACGUGUUUAGUCUUCCUUUUAGCUUUUGUUUAAUCAUUGAUUCAACUUCACCAUCUUUCUAUUAAAUUUUCUAUUAUUAAUGCAUCGUACAACGCAAUAACUGACUCUCUCUCUCUCUCUCUAGAAACAUUAACCCUAGAUUGAUGUUAUUUCUUCUGAAUCUUCAUUUAGUUGACUAACGAGUGAAGUGAACGCUGCUUCAGUCUCAGGGUUUUAACCUUGAAUGGAUGCAUAUGGUAAAAGCUUAAAAACAGGGGAGAUAAGUAUGGCCGAGAACAGAAAAGGUGAAGUGGUUGUAACAAUUUCCGGCGAAGAGAAAGAUGUGAAAAACGCUAGAGGUGUUGUCGAGUCACCUCAUAGAAAAUCUGUCGAUUUGCAUCCGGAAAAUACAGUUUUCAUGCCAAGCCCUAACAGGCCUCCAAAAAUCCCCAAUCCGGAAACGUUAACCAGGCGUAAAACGUUAGCCCGAUCGAUUUACUCCAAACCGAAAUCCAGAUUCGGUGAACAGCCUUUGAUCGAUCACGACAUGUUCGAUGAAACGGUUGAACCAGUUGGACAAACCUCAAGCUCACCUGCAAGAAUCGCAUCGAAUCGUGCAUCGCCUAAUGGUAAAGAGACAACGAGAACUAUUUCGAUAACUCCGAAAACUCCGUUAAUGGCGUCACCGGGCGGUGCAGGAGGUGCUGAUGUGGACGAAGACGAAGAGAUUUACAAAAAGGUGAACAUACGAAAGAAGCUAAAGUAUAAGAAAGUGAAGAUGAAAGUUCUGUUUGAAUGGCUAGUGUUUCUCUUGCUUUUGGGUAGUCUAGUUUGUAGCUUGACGAUCGACGAGUUAAAGCGUUACGAAAUCUGGAGCUUGAAGUUAUACAAAUGGCUUGUGCUCUUAAUGGUGAUCAUUUGUGGUAUGCUAGUCACCAAUUGGCUUAUGCAUUUUAUCGUGUUGUUGAUAGAACUGAAUUUCUUGUUGAGAAAAAAGGUGUUGUAUUUCGUUCACGGGUUAAAAAAGAGCGUUCAAGUAUGCAUUUGGUUGAUCGUUGUUCUUAUUACUUGGACAACAUUGUUUACUACCCAAGAACAAGUCGAUAAACGAUCGAAAACCGCAGCUCGCGCAUUAGAUUACGUCACGUGGACUAUCGUUUCCUUAUUGGUCGGUGCCAUAUUAUGGCUUUUAAAAUCUUUGCUUCUUAAAAUCUUGGCGACGUCAUUCCACGUCAGCAAUUUCUUCGAUAGAAUUCAAGAAUCGUUCUUUCUUCAGUAUGUUCUUCUAACCCUUUCGGGCCCACCGCUUAUGGAAUCUCUACAAAUGCCUGCGGCAAGUAAAAGCCGUUUGAGUUUUCAGGUGAAGAGAAAGGGGAAAGAUGCGAAAACGAAAGAUGUAAUUGACGUAAGUAAACUUCAUCAAAUCAAACGAGAAAAAGUGUCGGCUUGGACUAUGAAAAUGUUGGUUGAUGUGAUAUCGACAUCGGGGCUUUCGACGUUUUCCGGCGAACUUGAAGAAAGCGCGUAUGAUAGACCGCCGGAAUCGGCCGAUAAGGAGAUUACUAGUGAAAUGGAAGCGAUUGCUGCUGCUUAUCAUAUAUUUAGAAAUGUUGCACAGCCUGGUUUUACAUACAUUGAAGAUUUGGAUCUAAGGAGAUUCAUGAUCAAGGAAGAGGUAGAUGUUGUGUUUCCGAUGAUCGACGUGGCUGAUAAAGGUCAAAUUGACCGAAAAACAUUAACGGAAUGGGUGGUAAAAGUUUUCAAUGGUCGUAAAGCUUUAGCACACGCGUUAAGUGACACCAAGACAGCAGUAAAACAACUGGACAAGCUUGUUACAGCCGUGUUGAUUGUUAUAGUCUUAGUCGUGUGGCUUCUUUUGACUGAAAUCGCUACCACCAAAGUACUCGUCUUACUCUCGUCACAGCUUGUUGUGGCUGCUUUUAUAUUUGGAAACACUUGCAAGACGAUUUUCGAAGCUAUUGUGUUUGUUUUCAUCAUGCAUCCGUUUGAUGUUGGUGAUCGUUGCGUCAUCGACGGGGUUCAGCUGAUAGUUGAAGAGAUGAAUAUCUUAACGACGGUUUUCUUGAAAUUUGAUAACGAGAAGAUAUAUUAUCCCAAUUCGGUUUUGUCGACAAAGCCGAUCAGUAAUUUCUAUAGAAGCCCGGACAUGGGAGAUAACGUGCAUUUCUCUAUCGAUUUCGCAACACCACUUGAGAAGAUCGGGCUAUUGAAAGACAAGAUUAAAAAAUAUUUGGAGAAGAAUCCCCAACUAUGGCACCCGAAUCACAGCGUUGUUGUGAAGGAGAUUGAAAAUGUAAACAAGAUAAACAUGGCCCUUUUUUUCAAUCAUACGAUGAAUUUUCAAGAUUUCCCUGAAAAGAAUAAGCGAAGAAGUGAACUAGUUUUAGAACUGAAGAAAUUGUUCGAAGAGUUGAAGAUCAAAUGUGUUCUCCUUCCUCAAGACGUUCAUGUGCAUCAUCCCGAAACAACAACUGCGCCUGCCAAAUAAUCGCACAAGUUAUAAGGAUCUCCUGCACACAACAUGAGGCAGCCCUAUAUGUAUUUUAAGGAUUAUAUAAGUUUUCAAGGGAGGUUGGUAAUGGUUUGAAUGUUGUGUUUUGUUUGUGGAGAUAACUUAGAAGAGAGAAGCUUCCGUCUAUGCUAUCGAAGACUUGUAGUCACACGGGUUACCUGUUCUCGUGAUUGAUCUUAUGCAAGGAUGGUUUCUUUUUCUGUUAUAUGCUGCGUUGGCUGUGUUUUCGAUUUUGUAAAGUAUUUUAUGGUAUGUUGAUUAUUGCAACUCAUGUGUUCUUUGUGGCUGCUGGUUAUGUAUGCGGGUUAGAUUACAGUCUAUUUGUAAAAGAAUCCUGUUAAUUGGGUCACAAAUCACAUGAUUACAGUCUAUUUGUGGCUGCU